Falco peregrinus (peregrine falcon) is the source of this 5341-nucleotide messenger RNA. RefSeq lists its product as uncharacterized. The transcript has 2 exons. The record is from RefSeq and is a predicted model, not a curated record. Lineage: Eukaryota; Metazoa; Chordata; Aves; Falconiformes; Falconidae. Bases 3934 to 4788 code for a protein of 284 amino acids.
UGUUUUGCCAGAUGGUUUAAGUGCCACAAUGACUCAGGAUGUUGAUGGUUCAGAGUAUUGUACAGAGGUAGUUUGGCUACUGUGUAUGUAUAUAUAUAUACCUGUUUGUGUCAGGAACUUCGUUAAUUUUUUUGUCUCCGGUUUUCUGUUAAAUGAUAGUAGUUGAUUGCACUAGAUGCCUAUGGCAUAUGCAUAUGAAUCUGAUCUGCAUCACCUUGAAGACAGCUGGAGACAUCAGAGAAAGCCAACUCAGAUGAAGACUAAAUAAAAGUGAAAAUGCUGAGACCUCUCAUGGAUGUGUAACACUACAUCCCAGCAUAUACUCCUCCGACCUAUCUCUAUUUUGCCUUGGAUGAUUCCAGUCCUGCAAUUUUGGGUUGAAAUCUUCAGUGGUAUAAGUUGCAAAGGUUCUGUGACAGCAAUAGAAGAUGAGUGCUUACCUGCUUCUGUGAUCCUGAUGUAUACCUUAUUUCUGUCAGAUAUCGGUGUAAACCAUAUAUAAAUGAGCUAAGCCAGCUUCAGGGAGGUAUCUGAAUUGCUUACGACUGGAUACAACAGAGGCUUUCUUUGGUAAAUUUUCCUUUACCUAUAGGAAUUACAGGUUGUUUUCACUCUACCUACCCAGGUUCUAGGUGAUUCUGUGUCAGGUGUCGAAUUUGAGAUUUACUCAGACACCCAAAAAAAGUGGAGCGAUGUGUGAAAAUUUGUGCCUACACCUUUUCCCUAUCUUUCUCCUCUUUGCUAAAACUGCCUGUUAGGCUAGUAGAAAUUGCAGAGAUGUGAUGGCAAAUGUCAUAUACAGACCUAGAUAGAUACAUAACAUAUGCCUUUAGAGACUAGAUUCAAAGUACUAGUUCUUUCGAUGUCAACCCACAAGCAGCUGCCUGUUUGCAGUCACCUUGGGCACUGACUCAAACCAAUGUCCCUAACUGGAAGGCUUCAUCACCCAGAGCUGGUCUUGUUGAAGAACGUCAUGAGAGGUAAGGCUGUCACCAGUAGGGAUGCUAAUUUUAUAAUUCAAUAAUGUAAAUACAUCUUUUUGUGAGCUGAGUACAUAUGAACAUACUAUUUUGGUGAAGUAGAGCAUGUUAAUGCUGUUCCAGAUAUUAUAAUUGGAACAAGUAUUUUAGUUAUUGGCACAGAUAUAUAACAGGACCAUGACUGAUCCCAAAUAUUAGCACAGGUGAAGUGCAAUGUGCCAAAAUCGAACCUGCAGUCUCACAGCAUAAUGCUGAAGUACCAAGACCAAAGUUGGCAAGAUGCUCAUCAGGUGUUGGCUUUGAAAUAAACUUUCAUUCCUUAUUGCUGUUGUACAGAGGUUAUUGCUGUGUUGCAGUGAGAAGAUGAACCGCACUGUGGGCUGUGUUUUCUGCAUGCUUGUUAGAACAUUCCUAAUCUAUUCGUGUACAGGCUACCUCAAGAAAACAUUUGUAAAUCAUCAUCAGCAGAUGGGAGUUUUCACCAGAUAAGUGUUGCACACAUAAGAGUAUGUAAAGUUGAAAAUCACAGGAUAUAAGACUUUAAUGUUCUUGUAUGCUUUCAUGCUAAACAAGAGAGGAUCAAUAGACACCACAGUGUUUACAAAUACAGCAGUCUCAGUGUAAAAUCAGCAGGAUCCGGUAUGCUUUUGAGAGGGCUGUUGGCUGUAGUUUCAUGAAAGAGAGGGGAACAUGAUGCCAUCUUUAACAAUGGAAGAGAUGGAAAGACAAAGGGCUUAACUCCCCAUUUACUUUCAAAGGCCUCCAGGCAUUGUCUUGUUGUGUGAUCCUAGCUGAACAGAUGAAGGACAAAAUGGACAAUUCUGAUAGCAGAGACCUUUCCCUGGAACUGCUUGCAUAAUUUCUGAGACUUUAAUGCCUCUGGAAGAUGUUUUCUAGUAUAAUUGCUUUUACAGCAAGGGUUUGUUUUGCACAGUUUCUCAAUUUGAAAUGUGCUAAAAAGAAAGCUUCAUGUCCCCAGUUUCUAUAUUGACAACAUAGAUGUAUGUAUCAUCUUAGCUGGAAUAUAAUGGUUUAUAAUUCCUUAUUUAUUUCCAAGGCAAUGGCUCCAAAUGUCUACAUAUACAAAAAGCAGGUUAUAAGAGUUCAUCAUCUAUCUCACUCACCCACUCCCUGUGUACUUCCACAUUUUAGUAUGUGUCCUGUGGGUGUGCAAAUAUUUGAUUGCUUCUUCAGUGCACUUUAAUCAAGCACCACUAAUUUCCAUCACAGCAACAUAGAUCUAGAGCUGCUGAGGAUCUGACUGUAUGCAUCAGCUUCUUUUUUGGCAUGUGAAUUAGAUUAGCAUGAUCUGUUAGUAAAUUGGUUCGCCUCUGGUUAGGCCAGCGCAGGUCUUGCUUCCCUGGCUGAAAACUUGUCUCUAAAUUUGCUGACGUGCUCUGUCAAAGAAAGGCAAGUUGGGAAUUCCACAGUUGCUGUUUAUUGAGCCAGUAACUAUGGCCUACCUUGUUGUAAAAGGAUGAAAUGCAGAAAUAUUUGACAUCUCUUUUAUAUGUUUUGCUCUGUGGAUAAGGUUCUUUUAAACAAUGUUUAUUAUGCUGCACUAUGACCUAGCAAUGUUAAAAAAAAAAGAAGUGUUGCCUGCAUUUGGAUGAAUUCUGUCUCUCUGAGAUGUGAAGCUAGUUAUUGAAAUAUAUGAAAUUAUAUUUUACAAAUAUAUGGUCUAGCCAGAGAUUUACGUAACAAAGGUUGCAAAAUAAUCACGUGCCUUAAAUUGUCACUCUUUGGAGUGCUGUUGUUUGGAGAUUUAUGUGUGUACUUUCCAAAAAGUGUCAACUUACUGCAUAUAUUUUUAAACAAGUCAAGUUGUUCUGCUAAUUUGUCUUUAUAGAAAUGUUUUAAUAGUAUAUCAUAAUGAGAAGUUUGGCAAUAAAUUGUAUCACUUUCGUGGAAUCGCACUGCUUUGGCAAAUGAUUUAGAAAAUCAUUUAUUUAGUACAUUUAGAGAAGACUGUGCAUACAAGACUUCUGAGAAGUUUGUAUUCCUGCUCCCAGAUCAGGGUUAAAAAAAGGAUAAUAGUGUGCGGCUGAUAAUUCAUAGUCGUGGUUUAACCCUGGCCAGCAACCAAGCACCACACAGCUGCUCGCUCACUCCCCCCACCCAGAGGGAUGGGGGAAAAAAUGGAAAGGGAUGUAAAACUCAAGGGUUGAGAUAAGAACAAUUUAAUAGGUAAAGCAAAAGCCACGCACGCAAGUAAAGCAAAGCAAGGAAUUCAUUCACCACAUACCAUGGGCAGGCAGGUGUUAGGCCAUCCCCAGGAAAGCCAGGCUCCAUCACAUGUAAGGGUUACUCGGGAAGACAAAUGCCGUAACCCCCCUUUCCUUCUUCUUCCCCCAGUUUAUAUACUCAGCAUGAUAUCAUAUGGUAUGGAAUACCUCUUUGGCUAGCUUGGGUCACCAGUCCUGGCUGUGCACUCUCCCAGUGUCCUGUGCCCCCCCAGCCCUCUGGCUGGCAGGGCCCAAGGAACCGAAAAGUCCUUGACUUAGUAUAAACAUCACCCAGCAACAACCAAAGCCAUCAGUGUGCUAUCAACAGUGGUCUCACACCAAAUCCAAAGCACAGCAGUGCACCAGCUACUAAGAAGAAAAUUAACUCUAUCCCAGCUGAAACUAGGAUAUUCAUGACAUUUAUAAAAUGAAAAUAAUUAAAAGCAGCAACAGAAGCUGCUGAAGAUGAGUCUCUGACAAGCGUGACACUUUUCUGUUGUUUUAGCCUUGCUGCAGUCCAUGACAGAAUUCCCAUGGACCUUAUAAACCAGUAUUUCCAUCCUUAGAACAGGUGUCCAUAUUUUGUCGACACAUAGAUACUAUCACUACACCAUUAUUUAAACUUCACAUACAUGAUGGAUGAUACAUAGCGUCUUAUGUAUAAAGCAUCUCAGACGGCAAACUCUGCCAUGCGCAGAGCGGCGUUCGCUGCUGCCGCCGCCCGAUGAAUGAAAGUCGGUACUGCAGCCCUGGCGCGCGCAUGCGCAGUGGCGCCUCCCCCUCGGCACUGCUGGCCGUUAGUACCGGCAUCGCGAUCCCGCGCUGGCCUGCGGGGUGGUGCCGCGGCGCCUGCUGCUGCCUCCGGUAAGGAGCCGCCGCUGCCGUCCCCCGAGCACGCUGCCAGCGCUCGCUCCGCACGGGAGUACCGAACUGCAGCGCCGCUGCAGCCCUGGGACAAACGCAGCCUGCGGGUGCUCGCUGCUGCAACAGCCCCGCCGCUAGCGAGAAGCCCCACAACCUGGAGACCGCGGGGCUGCGGAGCGGCUGCCCCCCUCUACGGUUUCAAUUCCCUCUCGCUUGGCAACGACACGGUUCUGCCCUUGCAGGCCUCAAAGCUGCAUGCCUCUGCGCUGGGCCGCUUCUGCGCAUGCGGGGCUCGAGCCCCCUACGCGAAGGCGUCAGGCCAGUUCUGCGCAUGCGCUGCCCUUAGGUUGCCAGUAACGCUACUGCGCAUCCGCCAUGAAGGGAGUAACAGCGGGCCUGCAGAGAGGGCCUCGGGGGUAACAGUGGGUCAAAAAAUGGACAUGAGCCAGCAACCUGUGCUCGUAGGGCAGAAAGCUGACCAUAUCCUGGGCUGCAUCCAACGAAAGCAUGACCAGCACGUCAAGGGAAAGACUGCCAACAUUGGAGGCAAGGUUAAUGGCAAACUUUCUUCAUUGCUCUUCUACCUCUGGACAACAUCUCGCUCACCAGAAAAAACAAUUGUCUGUCUCUGUUCCAUGUUGUGCUGGACAAAAAAAGUUGAAGGCUGGAAUCGUGAAUCCCUCAAGAUGGAAACAUCUCUGGGGAAGGAUGCAACUUGACAGAUGUGACAAACUAAGUUACUACAGAGACAAUAAUAGCAAAGGAUAAUCCAGAACCUGUGGACUAUCACGAAUCCAUUCUUACACAAGUUUGCAGGUAGAAGCAAUGAGAAACACCGAAUGACACCCGUCAUUUGUGUGAGUGAUAGGUGUCUGGUCUUUGCUCCCAUAAGGAUGCAAAGCCUGCAGCAGAAGCGAGAAGGCAAAGCCAUAACCGGGUUUUAUUCCGAGACAGCUCACAGAACAGUGAAAUAAUUUACACAGCUCCACUCUGGACACCAAGUAAUCCCAGAAAAGGUUCUGUUUGCUAAGAUACAAUCUUUGUUCUACUGCCCUUAAACAGGCACGCAGACAAAACAGACAACCUAACUGUGCACGCUCUUAACAAUCAUGAGUGCAGCACAGGCAUACUAAAACACAACAGCUCUCACCAUUCUCUGAACAGGUGCCCAAGAGGAUUUCACUGCACGGACCUUCAUAGACAUUUUGGAAAAAACCCUCCAACAUGUAUGCCACAUUAACUGUACUGAUUCAAGCACUAAGAAGAUGUAAA